Pocillopora meandrina is the source of this 3316-nucleotide messenger RNA. The record is from the annotation of a GenBank genome assembly. Lineage: Eukaryota; Metazoa; Cnidaria; Anthozoa; Scleractinia; Pocilloporidae.
AUGAGCGAUAUCGCAGAACAGCUGCUGAGAAAAAAAGACCCGAAGCAAGCCCUGGAAGCAAUACUGGGGGACAGUGCCCCAAAAUUAUUUAAAUCCCUUCGUGUGCCCGAUUGGACGUUGCUUUACUUUAAGCUGCAGUCCCGGAUCCCAGACCAAGGAUGGCAAACCUUGUUGAACUUUACAAAGUUAGGGCGAACUAAGGUAAAUCAUUUUAUCUCUUUAAAUCAUUUUGUAUUGCCAGUUAGUGUGUUUGAUUAAAUUGGUGAGUGGAGAAAAUCUGCCACCCCUGUAUUUAAAUUCUGGUCAACUUUAUCUGUUUCUUUUGGAGGUCAAAAUUUAUUUAAUUAUGAUAUAAUAAAACAAUAUACCGAUACAAAGUACAAAGAUAAAUAGAAAAAUAACAAACAGAAAUAUUGUUUUUCCUCUUUCUUUUUUUAUUGCUAAACUUUGUCAAGGGCAUGGCUAAAGGGGUUCCUGAGGUGCCCUUGACACCCCACCCCCCUUUAACCAUGCCUCAUCUAACUAAAAUCAUUUUCACUGAUGAGCAGUGUGACUAAAAUAGAGUAGUUUAUAUUAGAACUCAAACUGUAACUUGAUCUCAGUAUUUUUAUUUCACAAGACAUGUCUUUCCUUACCUAAACAUUUAUUUGUGCUCUUAUCAUUAUUGAUGGAUUCCACAUUAUAUUAUAAUCAUUCUAUUACCAUUUUACAUUUUAAUGGGUUCAUUGAUCUGUAAUGCCAGGGAUGGAAACUUAAUUUUGACAGCACUGGCCAUCGGGCGAGUGCCUUUAAUAAAUGCAACAAAAAGCCUAGGAUUUUUACUUGCCCAAGUAGUUUUGACACUCGCCUGGGCAAGUGGGCAAGUGCUAAUUUCCAACCCAGUAAUGCCUUCUUUUAUUGAUUCAUUAAGAUAUUGUUAUGUCUGCAUUUGUUUAUCUAGACGAAAUCUGACAUUCCACUUCUUCUGAACAAGAAUCACAUAAAGGCUGUGCGCAAGAUGAUCUACUUGUUCAUUAUCUAGAUUGAAAUCAUUGCGUUACAUAAACUUUUAAGCCUAAGCUUCAGUUACGAGAUCUUCCUUUUUCAGCAUAAAUCUUUGAUUUCUUCAGAAUACCAGUAGAGACCCUCAAAUGUUAUAUGUCCUCUCUGGUUCACCCAGGUUGAAGUCCUGGCAUAGUUGUAUGCCUGAGUGCUUCUGGGAUAUAUAACAUAAUAAGUAUUUUGGUUCACAUAUGGUAAAUCGAACUUCUAGCAAGUGUUAUAUAUCCUCUUUGGUUCACCCAGGUUGAAGUCCUGGCAUAAUUGGAUGCCUGAGUGCUUCUGGGAUAUAUAACAUGAGCAUUACUUUUGAUUCGCACAUGGUAUCGAAGUUCUAGCAAGCGUUAUAUAUCCUCUCUGGUUCACCCAGGUUGAAGUCCUGGCAUAAUUGUAUGCCUGAGUGCUUCUGGAAUAUAUAACAUAAUAAGUACUUUGGUUCGCACAUGGUUUUGAAGUUCUAGCAAGUGUAAUAUAUCCUCUUUGGUUCACCCAGGUUGAAGUCCUGGCAUAGUUGUAUGCCUGAGUACUUCUGGGAUAUAUAACAUAAUAAGUAUUUUGGUUCGCACAUGGUUUCAAAGUUCUAGCAAGUGUUAUAUUUCCUCUUUGGUUCACCCAGGUUGAAGUCCUGGCAUAGUUGUAUGCCUGAGUGCUUCUGGGAUAUAUAACAUAAUAAGUAUUUUGGUUCGCACAAGAUAUAGAAGUUCUAGCAAGUGUUAUAUAUCCUCUUUGGUUCACCCAGGUUGAAGUUCUGGCAUAAUUGUAUGCCUGAGUGCUUCUGGGAUAUAUAACAUAAUAAGUACUUUGGUUCGCACAUGGUUUUGAAGUUCUAGCAAGUGUUAUAUAUCCUCUUUGGUUCACCCAAGUUGAAGUCCUGGCAUAGUUGUAUGCCUGAGUGCUUCUGGGAUAUAUAGCAUAAUAAGUAUUUUGGUUCGCACAUGGUAUCGAAGUUCUAGUAAGAGUUAUAUAUCCUCUUUGGUUCACCCAGGUUGAAGUCCUGGCAUAAUUGUAUGCCUGAGUGCUUCUGGGAUAUAUAACAUAAUAAGUAUUUUGGUUCACACAUGGUAUCGAAGAUCUAGCAAGUGUUAUAUAUCCUCUCUGGUUCACCCAGGUUGAAGUCCUGGCAUAAUUGUAUGCCUGAGUGCUUCUGGGAUAUCUAAUAUCGGCAUCACGACAUCACGUCAACGUGAAUUUUGGAGACAUGCAUGCCGAAAGAUUUGGUAAGUUUUUAUUAUUAUUGUAUUUGGUUAUGCCUGCAAGUCCAAGGUGUGCUAUGCUUAUUAUUUAUUGCUAGAGUGCCAUUUUUUUUUUCUCAAUAGUACAUAUAUCUGACUUUCAAAAUCCCUCUGGUCUAACAAAACUUUUUAUGAUUAUUUUGAUUCUAGUUCUCAAAUUUCUUUUUAAAUUUCAUCCUUUCGUAUGUGUAGCAACUGAACUAAAUGAGAAAUUGUUUCUAAUCUACAGAAUUAUGUUGAGCAAUUAAUUUUGUUACUUAAAUGUUUGACCAAAGUUGCAGUUUUGUCAAACAUGACCAAACUGGCUGGCAUUUUCCUGAUGACCGACUGUCAGUUCUAGCUCAUUAUUUCUUAUAUAAUACUGGUAAAUGCUCAGUCAUAUUGAUCAUUGAAGUGCUUGCCAUAUGCACUAUUCCUUGUGUUGUCCUUUAUGUGAAUCGCAUACUUAUGUUAUCACUGCAACACACUUAUUAAAAUUAUUGCAUCUGAACGAGUCAGGAAAGUUUUUUAGAGAUUGGGGAACUCACACUGACACACUUGACAUUGCCAGUACAGGUAAGCAAAUUCUCUUUUCACUGGGUUCAAUGUAAUACCCAGCUUAGUGAGUUUGAUGGGAUGUUAAGCCAGCUUAACAUCCCAUCAAACUUGCAAUUUAUUAUAACAACGUAUACAAAAAGAAAACUUAUUUCUUUAACAUGUGAUAUAAAGGUUAGGGUUAGGGUUAGGGUUAGGGUUAGGGUUAGGGGUUAGGGUUAAGUUAUCAUCUCUUUAAACACCACUUUGAAAAGCUAUGCAAUACCAUUUAUUAAACAUUUCAAUUAAAUAAGGCUCCAGUUUUGUGAACAAGCGAAAUUCCUUUGACACUCUCAUUAUUUGGGACCGUUUUGUUAGGUCUGCUACAGCAGGAGUUAGAUACUAAGGUACAGUUCUGGAAAACAAAACAACAGGAAGUUGUUGCAAAGCUGUCCAUUCUUCGAAAAAACAAGAAGUACCCAAAGGAAGUCCAGAAUUAUGUUGCUCAGUAUCAACAGGAUGCCUACAAAAGU